GAGCGGCGGAACGUAGGGGAACAAGACCAAGGGAGAAUCGCCGUGUGCAAGAGAAGCAUGGCACUGGACUGGCACAGCUCCCUGAUCCUCGCCGCCUACAUCCUCAUCUUUCUCACGGGACUUCCUGCCAACCUGCUGGCCCUGAGGGCAUUCGUGGGGCGGGUCCGCCAGCCCCAGCCCGCCCCAGUGCACAUCCUCCUGUUGAGCCUGACGCUGGCCGACCUCCUGCUGCUGCUGCUGCUGCCCUUCAAGAUCGUGGAGGCCGCGUCCAACUUCCGCUGGCACCUGCCGCAGGUCGUGUGCGCGCUCACUGGCUUCGGCUUCUACAGCAGCAUCUACUGCAGCACAUGGCUGCUGGCGGGCAUCAGCGUGGAGCGCUACCUGGGGGUGGCCUUUCCGGUGCAGUACAAGCUCUCCCGCAGGCCUCUCUAUGGGGUCAUCGCCGCCCUGGUGGCCUGGAUCAUGUCCUUCGGCCACUGCACCAUCGUCAUCAUCGUCCAGUACUUGAACUCAACCCAGCAGGUGGAAACCCAGAAUGAGCUCACCUGCUAUGAGAACUUCACCCAAGAGCAGCUGGCCGUGGUGCUGCCCGUGCGCCUGGAGCUCUGCCUGGUCCUCUUCUUCAUUCCCAUGGUGGUCACGGUCUUCUGCUACUGGCGCUUCGUGUGGAUCAUGCUCACGCAGCCCCACGUGGGCGCGCAGAGGCGGCGCAGGGCCGUGGGGCUGGCUGUUGUGACGCUCCUCAAUUUCCUCUUGUGCUUCGGGCCCUACAACGUGUCCCACCUGGUGGGCUUCUACUUGCAACAGAGCCCCCCGUGGCGCGUGGAGGCCGUGGUGUUCAGCUCGCUCAACGCCACUCUGGACCCGCUCUUGUUCUACUUCUCCUCCUCCGUAGUGCGCAGAGCUUUCGGGCGAGGCUUGCAGCUGCUGCGCCACCAGGGCACCGCCAUGCUCGGGCGCAGAGCUAAAGGGACAGCAGAGGGGACCAGCGUGGACAAGGGUGCUAGCCAAGCAGAGGGAGUGCCCAGUUCGGACUUCAACACAGACUAG
Messenger RNA from Jaculus jaculus (lesser Egyptian jerboa), 1050 nucleotides. It is a transcript of the gene Ffar2, whose product is annotated as free fatty acid receptor 2. The transcript is spliced from 2 exons. Gene Ontology annotation, biological process: cellular response to fatty acid; G protein-coupled receptor signaling pathway. The coding region runs from base 58 to 1050 and encodes 330 amino acids. The record is from RefSeq and is a predicted model, not a curated record. Gene Ontology annotation, cellular component: plasma membrane. Gene Ontology annotation, molecular function: G protein-coupled receptor activity. Lineage: Eukaryota; Metazoa; Chordata; Mammalia; Rodentia; Dipodidae.